Pygocentrus nattereri (red-bellied piranha) is the source of this 3412-nucleotide messenger RNA. It is a transcript of the gene hepacamb, whose product is annotated as hepatic and glial cell adhesion molecule b. The transcript has 7 exons. The record is from RefSeq and is a predicted model, not a curated record. The coding region runs from base 59 to 1384 and encodes 441 amino acids. NCBI's taxonomy places the organism in Eukaryota, Metazoa, Chordata, Actinopteri, Characiformes, Serrasalmidae.
GCUCAGAGUGGACAAAUCAUGCUAAUUGUUUGGGGAGAGUGCGAGCGUUAGACCCAAGAUGAAGGCAGGGAGGAAGGCUCGUUCCAGGACGCUAGCCUCUCCUGCUCUACCGCACCUCUGCUGCCUCCUCUUCCUUUUCCAAUCAGGGUUUGUUAAAGGGGUGAACAUCACUACUUUUGGGACUCUGAUCCGAGGAACAGUGGGUGGGGAAGCCCUGCUCUCUGUCCGAUACUCCAGCACUAGUCUGGACCCACCGGUCAUCAAAUGGCAGCUGAAGAGAGACAAACCAGUCACUGUGGUUCAGUCCAUCGGCACAGAGAUCAUCGGUAACCUGCGACCAGAGUACCGAGACCGCAUCUUGGUGUUCGAGAAUGGCACACUCCUGCUCCAUAACCUAAAGCUCUCCGAUGAGGGAACAUAUGAGGUGGAGAUCUCCAUCACUGAUGAUACCUUCACAGGAGAAGGCAGCAUUGACCUCACUGUGGAUGAGCCAAUAUCCAGACCCUACAUAGACGUAGUCACUUCUGCUGUCCUGGAACUGACCGAGCACUUCACUCUGAACUGCUCUCAUGAUUCGGGCACCAAGACCACUUACGGCUGGACGAAAGGAGGCAAGCCACUAACAAACGACACUCGCCUGCUGCUCUCUCCUGACCAAAAGGUCCUGACUAUUAUGCGAGUUCUAAUGGUGGAUGAUGACGUCUACAACUGCCUGGUGGAGAACCCUAUUAGCAGUAUAAGGAGCCUCCCUCUCAAACUCACAGUUUAUAGAAGAAGCUCCCUUUACAUCAUCCUAUCCACAGGGGGCAUAUUCCUCCUAAUCACACUGGUAACUGUGUGUGCAUGCUGGAAACCAACAAAAAAAAAGCAGAAAAGACAGAGGACCAAAACAAAAGUCGUGAGAUCUGUCCCUCAAAGCCAUCACAUAAUACAUGAGGACAAGCCAGAAGAUGAUGUCAUCCCAAUAAUGACCGACCAUGAGCGCAGAAAUCCAGUAUCACUUUACAUCCUGAAAGAAAAGGACCCUCCUGACGAAGAACGAGCUUCAAUAUGCAAAACAUGCACCUCCAACGGCGGCGGUGGCAGCAGUGUAAGCCCCCCAAGCUACAGCAGCUCCACGGCUCCCCCUCCAUCCCGCUCUCCAGACCCUCCAUCCCGUUCUUCACGCCGCUACCCCCGCACCCCCACCAACUCUCCACCUGUACACCAUUACCACCGCAGGCAGGGCCGCAGCCGCAGCCGCAGCCCCAGCACCCCCUCCCCACCUCGUAGUCGCAGCAACGGUCGUCCCUCCCCACGACCACCUGCACCCUCGCCUCCCAGCCUCCGGCGGCCGCCCACCCCCGAAUCAGAGCGCAGCAGCAGCGGCUCGCCUAAAACCUGAACAACCUCUGAUCCCGACCACCUCCGCCGAGGCUCAUAAGGAUACAGAGCCUUCAUAUGAACUAAUGACUUGUUUACAGGACAGAUGUAAAUAUGUAAAUACACAAGACACAAAUUGAUUUUUCCUUCAGACGCAGAGCAGUAUCUUUAUUUACACGACCGGCCUAUAUCCACAUUUUUCUUAUAUGUUAUUUGCUUACCUGAGAUCCACUUAGGACGCUUGUGUGGAUUUAUUUACCAACAAGAGUCAUAAUUAAUUUGCACAUGACCCUUUUCUGACCUUUCUGUCUUCCUCAGAAUUAAAGGGGUAGUUUUUAAUACUGCACUUGUUAAACAGGUAUAUGUAAAUGCCCUCUAUCCUAAUUGGCUGCUUUGUGUUGUGUCUGGUUCAAAAAGUAGUACAGGCUGAAACAGAUUCAACGUCAAUGAGACAAAGCUGAAGUGCUGUAGGCUAAUUAGACAGGUAUGCAUAAAAUCGUUGAUUUUUGUGACAUCACAAAAGCAGCUCAUUCAAAACAGGCCAUCUUUACCAUGGAGGGCCCAUGUGUGGAUCAUAUGGAUGUUAUUAAAUUACGUAGGUCAUUGUAGCACAAGAAAGUGAAGGACAAUUGCUUUUCCAUGAUAUGGACCCAUUCAUGUUUUCCACAUAUUGAAAUAUUGAGAGUUGUACAAACUGUUCCUCAUUAGUUCAUUUAUUCAAGACCAUAGUGACAUAAAUGAGCUGGCAGCAAGUUCGGUACUUUACAGAUGUAGAUAGGUAGAUACACAAAAUAAAAAUAGGGUUUUCAUUCAGAUGCACAACAGCGUCUUUAAAGGGUCCAUGUCCUACGUUUUUCUUAGAUGUAUUUUUUUUAACCUGAGAUCCAGUGAGGACAUUCAUGUGGGUUUAUACAUGAACAAGAGUCAUAAUUCAUUUGCAUGACUGUUCAAAUUGAACAGGCUGUUUUUGUUACUGUGCCUUUAAAGCUUGUGUAUGUAAAUGACCUCUGUUCUGAUUGGGAGCCUUGUAUUGUGCCUUGUUUAAAAAGUACACUGGGCUGAAACGCUCCUUCUAACAUCAACACGAAUGGAUGGAGCGAAACUGCUGCAAGUUGAACCAAUGGGUAGAUGUAAAUGUAAAUGUAGUGAUUUUUGUGGCAUCACAAAAACAGUGAAUCUAAACCAAGCCGUUUUUGCAGUGCAGUGUCUGUAUGAGGUCUGUAUGGAUGUAUGGGACAAAAAGUGAAGGAAAUGUAGUAAUUGGUUAUCCCGCAUAUGGGCCCUUUCAUUUGUUGAGUAGCUCGUUUAUUUAAGACUACGAUGACAAAAAUGAGCUAGCAACAAGUUCAGUACUCAUUUACAGGACAGAUGUAAAUAUGGAAAUACAAAAAAUACUUGAGUCGCACAUCAAUGUCUUUAUUUCUUUUCAUUUUUUUCACACAUAUUGAAAUAAUAGGCUCUAUAAAGAAUUGCUGCAAUAUAAUGAACUGUAGGCUGUGAGAAAUACUUCUUUUGUUUUAGUGCACUUUGCCAAUGGCAAGUUGAGUUUAUGGGACAGAUGUAAAUUUGUAAAUACACCAUGUAUGUGUUAGAACAGCUGCCAAUUAGCUCAUUUAUUUAUGAUCAUUCGGUGACAUACAUUAGUUUAUUCCAAGGUCUGUACUUGUUUAUGGGAUAAGUAAUGUGAUGUAAAUAUGUAAAUAUACAAAAAACUUUUGAAGCUUUGUCCUUUGCAUGCCAGUUUCUUUAUUUUCUUUCUUACUUGUUCACAUAUUGAAAGAAGAGAAUAAGGAACUGUAUAGAAAAAAACUAAACUUCUGUUUAUGUUUAAUGUACCUUUUAUUUUAGGUUAUUCUUAUUGUCACUAUUAUAUCAAAACCUUGUAACUCCCUGUUUUGUUACUUUAAACGCAGGUCUUUAUACUGUGUGCACAUUUCAUUAUGAAUGGACCAAUAGAAAUGAUGAAAAAAUGCUUGGAAAUCUUGUUACAUUAUUAGUUUUUAUAAGAAUGUGUUUUCCUUUUCCUAUAAAGUACACAGUGUUUAUCUAA